This is a messenger RNA of Varanus komodoensis (Komodo dragon), 2935 nucleotides long. It is a transcript of the gene PHLDA3, whose product is annotated as pleckstrin homology like domain family A member 3. Gene Ontology annotation, biological process: intrinsic apoptotic signaling pathway in response to DNA damage by p53 class mediator; negative regulation of phosphatidylinositol 3-kinase/protein kinase B signal transduction; positive regulation of apoptotic process. Gene Ontology annotation, molecular function: phosphatidylinositol phosphate binding. The record is from RefSeq and is a predicted model, not a curated record. Bases 282 to 797 code for a protein of 171 amino acids. Gene Ontology annotation, cellular component: plasma membrane. The transcript has 3 exons. Lineage: Eukaryota; Metazoa; Chordata; Lepidosauria; Squamata; Varanidae.
GUGGCUCUGUACAGCUAUUCCCUGGGACGCCACCAGUUCGUUCAUUUUGGACAAAGCAGUUGCUAUGUAAACUAUAGAUCAGAGCAAUACUGUAUAGUGGUUUAAGUGAGUGAGUAUGCCAUGGCCUUGGCUAGUACUAUAAACUUUUUUAAAGUAAGUGACUCAGCAUAGAGUCAUAAAGAAGUGCCUUAUCUGGGCCCGGGGAGUGGCAAAUGCAUCUCCAAAUGUGAAGUUCCCAGUGCCCUUAAGUGGGCAGUAGUGCCUCCACUUUGGACAUAGUGAUGUUGGACAGCUGCUGCCCAGUGCUGCGGGAAGGGGUGCUGGAGAAGCGCAGCGGCGGCCUGCUGCAGCUCUGGAAGAAGAAGCGCUGCCUGCUGAGCGAGAAGGGGCUGCGCCUCUUCGAGGCCGGCGGCCGCGGCUCGACGCGCUGCAAGGAGCUCGCCUUCGCGCACGUCAAGGCCGUCGAGUGCGUGGAGUGGAAGCAGCGGCACAUCUACUUCACCGUGGUGACGGACGGCGGCGCCGAGAUCGACUUCCGCUGCUCGCAGGAGGAGCCCAGCUGGAACGCCGACAUCACCCUGGCGCUGGUGCGCUUCAAGAACCAGCAGGCGGUGCAGGUGGUGCGCGCCCGGCACAGCUGCAGGGCCGCAUUUCAAGAAGAGGCAGCCCCAACCGGCCAGCUUCUAGUGAAUGGGUCGAAGGAGGCAGACCCUCAGCUCAACAUGGGGAAGGCAAAGGAGCUGAUGACUGUGAAUGCAACUGCCAAUGGACAGAAGGCAAUUUCCAGCUGCAACUGACUAUGAACCUGUUAGCUAUCUUCUGUGGCAUCCCUGAUAGAAGAUAAGGUGACACCAAAACAUCCAGCAAAAACUGGAUUGCAAAUAUAGCUAGAAUGGGCUUCUGUUUUCCUGCACUGUCCUUGCUGUGACAUUUGCCAGCUCCUGACAAAAUCUCCUGGCACACUGCUGUAGCAUCUGCCUUCAGUAGCUUCAUAUACAGUGAUGCACCUCUGAACUUUGUAGGCUACAUUCAAGUCACAGAUGUAGCACUUGACAGGAGGAUAAGCUGUUGUUUGGUGUUCUAGCAGGCUUGUGCUAGAUGGGCAGUGCUGUAAUGAGCUGAACCAUAAGGAUGAAGGGAGUGAAACUCAUUACUUAAGCUGUGCACACCAGUGACUGCCUGAUGACUUCAGAGCUAAAAGCUAGCAGCCAUCCUUGGUGAACUGAAUAAGUGACCCAGAAGGAGCAACUGUGAGCCUGCCAUUCUAAUUUGAGAAGUCACAUGCUACCAGGAAGAUGUCUGCAGGACUAGAAGCAGAAGCCGAAUAAGAAAUGCAAGCACCUUAAGAAAGAGCCCAUCAAGGGGGUUUUGAUAUGCCCUUAAAUAAGUUGCCUUUUUAGCAUUGUACCUUGACAACCUUCUACUUAGAGCUAGAGAACAAGGAGAGUAUGGACAGAGCUCAGUGAAUCACACCAGUGUCCCACCAGUGCACACCAGUGUGCAUCACUGAAACCUGGUCAAUUGAUCGCAUUAGAUGCAUUAAAUGCUAUUAGCAGGAUCACAGGGAGGGAUGUUGUGAGCAUUAUAAUAGGAAUGCUCAGAAAAGUGAGCAUCCCUAUUUGCAUUCAUGCAAGGAAGAUGAGCAGGGAUCUGCUCUCCUCUGUCUGUGAACUCCACUGCCAUUGACCCCUUCCCUAUUAAUUUACUUUGGGAAACAGUGAAGGGGCCAGUGCAGGAAGAUGGGAAUUCCCUUUGACCUGGCAAACCUUUGUCCAUCAGGACUAGCAGUCCUAGGAACCCCAAAGAAGAAUCCCCCACCUAGAACCAUGCUUUAUCAGGGUUCCUGACCUCAUGGUGAGUUCUAUUCACAUUCAAGUGAAUGCCUGGGGAAGCCUACUGCUGCCAUUCCUGCUCAGCACAGGAAGGUUGGGAGCAGAGACACUGGGCUCAGCCCAUGGGGGACGUUGGAGUGGACCAACGCACAUGGUGUUAUGCUGUAUACAUAGGUUGAUAAUUCCUGCUUAGGCAAAAUGCUUGAAUAGGGCUGAUGUAUAAUAAAGUCCUAGAGUUAGAAGGGAUCUUACAGGUAAUUUGUUAUUUGGGAAAUCUACUGCUAUAAUGCUUUACUAAUGACAUUUCAAGAAAACCAACAACCUAUUUGUCUGCCAUUAGAAAACUGCCUUUACUAUAAUUUCCUAGUUAGGUGCAUGUCAUGGGCAGGUCUUUCCUCUCCCUUGUUUCCUCUCCAGCAGUCUUAGACAAGACUUUAGAAGCACAGUCCUUUUGUUAGAGCUUAGAAGAUGACAAAACAGUAUGAAUCAAAGUAGUGUUCUCUUUGAAAUGCGGGAGAAUUAUCUACCUGUGUGCAGAGUUGAAUCUAAACUGAAUCACCUCCUCCAUCCCUCCCUUUCAGGAGAUUCUGACUCCAUCCUGCUGCUUGAGGGUUAGAUGGCAAGACUGUCAGACACUUCUUAAUUGGUCUGCUCACUUUGCCUGCCGUCUCUCGUCCUCGAUUCUGCCCCUACCCAUUAUGAAAUGUCUCCCUUUUUUCCCAAGUUGGGCUGGUUCUCAUGCUCUGUCUGAGACAGCAAAUCCAUCUGCCCACCUCUGCCUUUUUGCCUACCCCUCAGAAUCAGACAAAUCUGUUUGAGUAGACUAAAAUGCAAGAGCUGGGCCCCCCCUCUAUAGCACAUCACUCUGUAGCUGCCUGACUUUUGUUGAUAACAUGGACCUAUAGCUGUAAAACAGUACGUAAUGAAUCAAAGUACCUGGGAUCACAAAGGGGGGUCAUUUAUCAAGACAGCCUGUGGUGAAAGGAUUGGCCAGUAAUAAAAAUAUGUGUUCUACAUAUUUAGAUGUAUAUUGGUCGAAAUGACCCAUGUUCUGACAAAGAGGAACUGCACCAUGGUAAUAAAAGAGUGGUACAUGCCUCCAA